AUGGCCUUUGCUUCUCCUUUAGUUCAAGUAGUACGUCCCCCAGCAGGUUGCAAUCCUUAUUGUACCGACAUGAGCUCGCAUCAAACUUCUCCCUCUUUCGAUUUUCAGACAAAGGAUAAUCCUUCUCAUCUUGUGGAUCACCAUUCAGUUGGCACGGAGUCCUCUAUUGGGAUUGUUUCUUCUCAAUCCGAGGCUAGGUCAGAUGGUGAGGGUCUAUUGAUAAGGAUUCAAAUCCUAUUCGCUCUCGUGGUUUCCAAGAAGGUAGGGGAAACAGUCUGGAUGCUUGGGCCAUGUGUGAUUUCAAUGACUUUAUUCAAGGAAAUGGGUUUUUGGAUGUUGAGUUCUCAGGAAGCUCUUUUACUUGGUGUAACGGUCAUCACGACCUCUCUAGGAUUUGUCAACGCCUAG
Molecule: messenger RNA, 408 nt
Organism: Dovyalis caffra
Lineage: Eukaryota; Viridiplantae; Streptophyta; Magnoliopsida; Malpighiales; Salicaceae
Source: the annotation of a GenBank genome assembly